Molecule: messenger RNA, 2574 nt
Organism: Protopterus annectens (West African lungfish)
Lineage: Eukaryota; Metazoa; Chordata; Ceratodontiformes; Protopteridae
Gene: B4GALT2
Product: beta-1,4-galactosyltransferase 2
Exons: 7
Coding region: 577-1689 (370 amino acids)
Biological process (GO): carbohydrate metabolic process
Molecular function (GO): glycosyltransferase activity
Source: RefSeq, a predicted model, not a curated record
UCAGCAGAUGUAGUGGGAGGGGAAGGGAACCAGGAAUGAUAAGAGGGAUCUCCCUGGAUCUACUUUAAAGAGGAAUCAGUAUGAACUGUUAUUCUGUAAUCAGGGAAGGAUUUUUUUCUGUGUUUACAUUUUGUGGUCUUUUCUUCUGUGUUUCUGCUUCUACUGUAUAAGGAGUGCCAUGGAAAAUGUAAAACAAAAGGGCAUUUGAUUCUGCUGGCCGUUCAAGGGCUGCCUGCUUCUGCCUGGAUUGUAUUUUUUCUGUGCUUUGCAUUUUACUCUCCCUUCUUUGCUUUGCAUAUCUACUGCUCUGUUUGGAUGCUGCUGCAGAAAGGCUGAAGGGAGGUUAACAAAGGAAAGAAGAGGAAGAGGGGGGAGUACGCAAGAGGAAAGAAAAAAAGACGGGUGUGGGCAAAAAGGCAGUUCCUGUAAAAUAUCAACACAGGGAGAUGUUGUGUGCCUGCAAGCCUUUUUCUGAGAAUCCUCAAGGGUUCAUGUGGAGGUUUUGUGCCUGUUCCUGAGGAAAAAACUCAUGCUCUGGCAUACCUCUGAAGCUUCUGCCUUGACCCCUAGUAGAAGAUGACCAGACUGAUGCUGGGGAGAACACUUGAAAGGAUAUGCAAGGGUAUCCUUCUCCUCUGUCUAGUCCAUUUUGCCAUCAUGAUGAUUCUCUACUGGGAUGUAUAUAUCCAGCGUUUUGACAUCUUCAAUCGUUUCAAUACCAGGAACUACUCCAGGAUGUCACACUUCUUCAACUUCUCUAAGCCAAAUAGCACCUUGCCAACUUUAGGUAUUGCUAGUGACCAUUUUCUGGCUAGUGAGAAAUCGGAGGCAAAUGUCACAACAGAGAAGCCCUUACCUCCAUGCCCGGAUGUGCCUCCUGGUUUAGUGGGUCGUUUACUGAUUGAGUUCAGUACACCAAUGACACAAGAACGACUGAGGAAGGAGAACCCAGAUGUCAAGGAAGGUGGCCGAUACUCCCCACCUGACUGUAAGGCAAGACAGAAAGUUGCUAUCAUCAUUCCAUACCGAAACCGCGAACACCACCUAAAAUAUUGGCUGCACUACCUCCAUCCUAUCUUACGUCGACAGAAGAUUGACUACGGUAUUUACAUCAUCAACCAGCACGGUGAUGACACAUUUAACCGGGCCAAACUGCUUAACAUUGGUUACAAGGAAGUUCUGAAAGAUGCAGACUAUGACUGCUUCAUCUUCAGUGAUGUUGACCUCAUUCCAAUGGAUGAUCGAAACUUGUACCAUUGCUAUGAUCAGCCAAGACAUUUUGCCAUUGCAAUGGACAAGUUUGGCUUCAGGUUGCCGUAUGCUGGUUAUUUUGGUGGGGUGUCAGGACUGAACAAGACUCAGUUUCUGAAGAUCAAUGGUUUUCCAAAUGAGUAUUGGGGCUGGGGUGGUGAGGAUGAUGACAUCUACAACAGGAUUACACUGAAUGGUAUGAAGGUAUCACGUCCAGAUGUCAAAAUUGGAAGGUACCGCAUGAUAAAGCAUGACCGAGACAAACACAAUGAGCCAAAUCCACAAAGAUUUACUAAAAUCCAGAAUACAAAGAUUACCAUGCACCGGGACGGCAUGAACUCCCUACAGUAUCACUUGAUAGAGACAGUCCGAUAUCCUCUGUACACAAACAUCACAGUGGACAUCGGCAAACCCCCUCCUCGUCCCCCAAGAGGAUAGCAUAAGGAGCCCUUAAAUACUGGACAGCAGUACACCAUCCUUUCUUCCUCUUUUUCUCUCUUUGCCUUGGUUGGACUCUUUAUGAACCAAUAGAUGACAAAUAAAUAUACAAGGCUAGAGAGGAAGAGAAAAUUACCCAGUUAAAAAAAAAAAAACUGCCUUGGAAGUAAAUCUGACAAGCUGGCAAGUUAUUACCAGAAUGUGUUCUUUUUAUAUACAACUCAAAGAUGGGAUGCUGGAUUUCUUUCUAUAAAGGUUAAACAUGAAAUACCCCUGUUCGAUUUUUCAGAGAUUUUUGCAUUUCUGCUUACUGUGAUGUACUGAAAGGACUAUCCAAGGGGGAAAAAAGUUUGUAUUUUUUUUUUUAAACAAGAAAAGAUAAUUCCACCUUUCUAAGACUAGAGUUUGAAGUAACCAGAUUUUUUUUUGGGGGGGGGCAGGAAAGGGAACAACAAUGACAUCUAGGAGGGCUUUCAGAUUGUGUUACAUGGACAUCUAUUUCUGAGAAAGCCUUGUUCUUGUGUCAGUGAUAGUGGACGAAAAAAAAAAAAGUGGAAAGUGCAAACAAAGAAAACUUCUGUUAGAAACUCAUGGCAGAAAUCAUCCCGAAUGACAUCCCUGUCUGGCUGUGGAAAUAUUUUUUUUCUUGAAUCAUGAAUGUAUAAGUGCUUCUGCAUGCCUGAAGAUUUUGUUAAUCAACCCGUGAGCAGUGAGGCUUUCCCAGCUUCAAGACCAAGAUGGACUGAAUGUUCUCCACUGUGAAAGUGGGGCAUAACCACCCAUACCCUACUACUCAAAAAUUCAGGUUCUUUAUAAUUUUUUUUAAAUGAAAAAAAAAAAAAAAAGAAAAUCUGAAUAAAUAAAGGAUGUGAGAGAGGUUUCUCA